AGCGCCCUGCGCGCUCUCGGAGCGCUCUGCGCGCAUCCAGCAGCAGCAGCAGCAGCAACCAGGGCACAACAUGAAUCAUGAACGGAUCUUACAGCUCACAUUUCCUCAGGGUGGAUACAGCCUACUGAGGAAAACGUUCAUUACACGCACUUAGACGCUCUCAACCGCCCUGGAGAGACGGGGAGACCGAGAGGAAGACGAGGAGGGCAAAUGUUCAAAGUUUGAUCGGCUGGUAUACAAGUGCCAACGCAAUAGCUGCAGAAAAUGAGCAGGAAUUAAAGAAGAAUGUUUGUCGUUUGGGAUUUAUCUGUGAUUUUGCAAACAUACAUCAUCUGCACUUCGUCAGCUCAGCCCAUUACGUCCAAGCUGGAUGAGAGUUGGUGGGCGUAUAAGGAUCUUGUCCAGGGAAGUUUUGUUCCAGUCCCAUCUUUCUGGGGUCUGGUGAAUUCUGCCUGGAACUUGUGUGCCAUAGGGAAGAGGCAGUCCCCCAUUGACAUCGAAACCAGUCAUAUGAUCUUUGACCCCCAUCUGACCCCUCUCAAGCUGAACACAGGAGGAGGACGCAAGAUGGGCGGGACCAUGUAUAACACAGGAAAGCAUGUUUCCUUAAGGCCAGACAAAGCCCACCUGGUGAACAUCUCAGGGGGCCCGCUGGGUUACAGUUACCGGCUGGAGGAGGUUCGCCUUCACUUCGGGAGUGAGGAUUCGCUGGGUUCAGAGCACCUCCUCAAUGGACAGGGCUUUCCUGGAGAGGUUCAGCUGAUCCACUAUAACCAUGAUCUGUACGCCAACUACAGCGAAGCAGCGAAGAGUCCUCAUGGCAUCGUUGUGAUUUCCAUCUUCAUAAAGCUGUCUGAAAACUCCAACUCCUUCCUCAACCGAAUGCUGAAUAGAGACACCAUCACCAGAAUUAACUACAAACAUGAUGCGUUCUUAUUAAUGGGCCUGAAUAUAGCCGACCUAUACCCUGACACCACACGCUACAUCACCUACGAGGGCUCCAUCACCAUCCCACCCUGCUAUGAGACCGCCACGUGGAUACUCAUCAACAAGCCUGUUUAUGUGACACAGAUGCACAUGCAUUCCCUACGCCUUCUCAGCCAGAACGAGCCGUACAAGAUCUUCCUGAGUAUGAGUGACAACACCAGGCCCGCCCAGCCGCUGCUGCAGCGCUGCAUCCGCACCAACAUCCACUUCAGCAAGCAGGGCCGCGACUGCCCCAACAACCGGGCCCUUCGCCCGCAGUACAGAGUGAAUCCGUGGCUGCUGAAGUAGAAGAAAGAAAGAUGUGAAGUAGCAGCACCACGAGAGGAAAGGCGGGAAUCAUCAUACUUCACUGUCAAACUGAGCUUAGUUGAACAAACGGAUGAACUGAAUAGAAAACACAACAUCUGCACAUCAUUAAGGACAGUUUUACUGAAAUUACAUCAGCUAAGUUCAAUUUACUGAACUUGAAAGUAACUGCUAUGCUGGCCUUCUCAACAUCCACAUCUCACCGAGGCCAGCACAGCAACGAUACACAGCGCAGUAUGAAAAAGACCAGAAGGACUAUGAUGUCUCCAACUGUACUGUGUUUUCAUUUUUUGUGUGAACUCAGAAAGUUGUACAGACUCAAUCAUUUCAGGUAACUUUUCAGUGGGAAAAUGUUAUGUAAGGCACCGUUGUUAAAGGUCGGGCUUAGAUUGUUCUUCAAACCCAGGUUCCAGUGAAGAAGGACAAAAACUGUCAUCAACAAACAGCUUACGUUUGGAAAACAUGGGCAGAGUAUCAUGUUGUAUUUCACAAAUGGAGAAAAAAGUACUGAAAGUAUAAAAUUCAGUGCUUGAACGUUUGACGCAUUAAGAAAGAAAAAAGUUGUGAAAAGCUGUUU
Cololabis saira (Pacific saury) is the source of this 1870-nucleotide messenger RNA. RefSeq names its product carbonic anhydrase-related protein 10-like. NCBI's taxonomy places the organism in Eukaryota, Metazoa, Chordata, Actinopteri, Beloniformes, Belonidae. Gene Ontology annotation, molecular function: carbonate dehydratase activity; zinc ion binding. The transcript is spliced from 10 exons. Bases 286 to 1275 code for a protein of 329 amino acids. The record is from RefSeq and is a predicted model, not a curated record.